GCCUUUUGCUGAGUUCAUUACGUAUGUAUCAUCUGCCUUCCAGGUAUAAUGGGAUUACAGUGGGCAAAGCAUCUCGGAAAUUCAGUAAAAGUCACAAUUAAUGACUAUAAUGAAAAUUCAGUGACCAUGAUACGAGAAAAUUGCCAUUUAAAUAAGAUGAAAGUUGUGAUGAAUUUUGAGGAAGAUGACUGUGAUGAAGCAAUGGAAGAAGGGGAAGAAAAUCUGCCUACCAUUGAGGUGACAAAAAUGGAUGCCAAUGUCAUCAUGCAUUUGAGAGCAUUUGAUUUCAUCCACCUGGACCCAUUUGGAUCAUCAGUAAACUACUUAGAUGCAGCUUUCAGAAAUAUAAGAAAUCUUGGAAUUGUUUCAGUGACAUCAACAGAUACAAGUUCUCUCUAUUCAAAGGCGCAGCAUGUGGCCCAACGUCAUUAUGGUUGCAACAUUAUCAGGACAGAAUACUAUAAGGAGCUGGCUGCUAGGAUGGUACUUGCUGCUGUGGCAAGAGCUGCUGCUAGAUGUAACAAAGGCAUUGAAGUUUUGUUUGCUGUGGCUCUUGAACAUUUUGUACUAGUACAAGUGAGAGUGUUGAGAGGUCCCUCUUCUGCAGAUGACACUGUCAAGAAAAUUCGGUACCUAAUUCACUGUCAAUGGUGUGAAGAGAGGAUAUUCAAAAGAGAGGGCAAUAUGAUAGAAGAUAAUCCUUACUGGCAGCUUCCAUGUGACUGCCAUAACCAAAUGACUGGGAAGACAGCAGUUGAACUGGGACCUUUGUGGUCAGGAUCCCUCUUCAAUACAGGAUUUCUUAGAAGAAUGCUGUUUGAAGCAGUUCAGUAUGGCCUAGAAGACAUCCAGGCACUUCUAAAAACCCUGAUUUGUGAGGCAGAAUGCACAACACUGAAACAGUUUACAAUUCAUGCUCCUAGCAGUCAGAGUAAACAAGAAGAAUGUGGUGUAUUCAUUAAGACAUCAGAUCCUGCAGCAGAUUACUACAUUGUGCACGAGAAAAGGAAAAGUGUCGACCUCAACCAGAAUGGAGCAAAGCGCCAGAAGUUAGAAAGUAAUGCUGAGCAUCCUGCUUUUUACUAUAAUAUCCACAGGCAUAGCAUUAAAGGAAUGAACAUGCCAAAGUUAAAUAAGUUCUUGCAGUCUCUGUUUGAAGCCGGAUAUCGUGUAAGCCGAACUCAUUUUGACCCCAUGGGUAUCCGCACCAAUGCCCCCUUGAUGCAGUUUAAAUCCAUCCUUGUAAAGUACAGCCUUCCUACGUACACAGGGGGACAAGCAGAUGGCUCUUUGCAGGCGAUUGAGGAUGUCCAAGCGGGAACCGAAGGGGACUUUGCGGAGGAGAGUAUUUGAGAGGGGUCCUCCUGGGACCUCCUGUCUUUUUCUGGAGAUUUACGUUGAGAAAACCUACUCUGAGCCCUUUGUCUCGACUUUUGUUCAACUAUUUUAACAUUUCAAAUUUUUCAGGGGGAAAAAAAAAGUGAUGAGGAAUCACAAAUGUACAGUUAAUUUCCCAGCUCAGCAGGAAACUUUUUCAUGUAAUGCUUGCAUUUAAACUUGGUAAACGCCGUUUUUCCUGGCUUGUCGUUUUUUGUUCAGGUGUAUAUUUUUAAGAUAACGUGGAAGUGAAAGACGUUGAGCACGUGUGCAAGCACAGCUGGUACCUACCAAUAAAGUGUUUUCGUUUGUU
This is a messenger RNA of Thamnophis sirtalis, 1690 nucleotides long. The record is from RefSeq and is a predicted model, not a curated record. NCBI's taxonomy places the organism in Eukaryota, Metazoa, Chordata, Lepidosauria, Squamata, Natricidae.